CCCGCCAUGAGGAAGAAGGCGGCGGCGGCGGCGGGCGGCGGCGGGGACCUGCUGCGGGAGCACUGGCUGGUGCGCGACAUGUUCUCCUUCGAGAACGUGGGCUUCACCCGCGACGUGGGCAAUGUCAAGUUCCUGGUGUGCGCCGACUGUGAGGCGGGGCCCAUCGGCUGGCACUGCCUCGACGACAAGGACAGCUUCUACGUGGCGCUGGAGCGCGUGGCCCACGAGUGACACCGGCGCUGCCGCCGGGGACGGGGGCCGUGGCCCUGGGCACCUGCCUGGGGAGCCGGGCUCAGCCG
Molecule: messenger RNA, 299 nt
Organism: Haliaeetus leucocephalus (bald eagle)
Lineage: Eukaryota; Metazoa; Chordata; Aves; Accipitriformes; Accipitridae
Gene: RABIF
Product: RAB interacting factor
Exons: 1
Biological process (GO): post-Golgi vesicle-mediated transport; small GTPase-mediated signal transduction
Cellular component (GO): membrane; cytosol
Molecular function (GO): zinc ion binding; guanyl-nucleotide exchange factor activity
Source: RefSeq, a predicted model, not a curated record